AGGCACAAUGGGUUAAUCUACCAAUCAGUUAUAAAAUCUGUAUGAAGCUGAACUGCACAGGAGCUGACCCAACCAGCUUUUACAGCAAAAAGGGGCAGAGUUUGACUAGCAUUGUGUGCCCGUUUUCAGAAAAGAGGUGGUGCUGCACUUGAACCGGCACAACAGUCGCUUGGCUGGGUUUUGCUUGUGGGCGCGAUGAAGGGGCGUGCUCCGCAUGCGUGCGUGCCACUGGUUGCUCUGUUCCAGAGAGGUUCCUUCUUCGCCGUGUUUGUACUUGUCCUGGGCAGUCACAUGGAAACGCUGCGCUCGCUGCUGUAACAGCUGCUCCUGCUUCGCUCAGCACGGUUUUGAAGAACUGCAAGUUGGCUUUACAGCCUGGUGGCUGGGAAUUGCUGCGUUACAACUCUGUUCUAGCGCAGGAGGUGUCGAGUUCAGCCACGAACCGCCUCGUGGAGAUGAAAGGGCAGAAUGAUCCUCAGCUGGAGUGGGGUUAAAGUGUGAAGGAAGAACAACAACCAGGAGAGAAGGAAGUCGGUUCAGCGGAGCCUUUUUUAUUUACUUAUUUAAAACCACCUUCCUCCACCGACUGGAAUUUGAUCAAGUUCCGGCAGCAGCAACUUCAUUAAGAAGGCAGCUGAAGAGAAGCUACCCACCAUGGAGGCAACGGUACUUCAGCCCGGGGACUGUAAACCUUCCAGCGGAAUCUGACAUUGUCAUCUGAGGCCCUUCUCUGGGUGCCAACUCUGAGGGAGUUCCAGAGGAUUGCGAUAAGAGAACAGGCCUUCUCUGUAGUAACUGCCCCAUUUAUGGAAUGAUCUCCCCAGGCUUCACUGGGCAAAGAAUGCCAGCAGGUCCAGGCUCUUAGAACUCUCAAUGGAAGAGGCUGUUGGAGGUUAUAUAAAAUGCUGUUUCCCCAGCUGUCAUGUUGCUGUUGUUGUCUUUCUGGAAUAUCAGUGACCACAUGGCAAUAACCCACCAGUCCUGGAAACGAAGAAUGAAGGCUCGUGCUCCCCCUCCACCAAACCAAACUCCCAGUUCCUGUAAAGUUAAUAAUGAACAUAAAUUAACUACGGACCUGGGAAUGCUGACUGAUAAAGGCAUGAUAAAUAUGAAGGAAAAUCUGAUUAACAGGACAGUGGAUUUUACUGUAGUUUUUCCAGAUGGAGAAGAACAGAAAAAUACUGUGCAUGGGAGUAAAGCUGUGAUGGACCUGUUAGUUGAAUUGUGCAGCCAGCACCAUUUAAAUCCAGCUCAUCACACUCUUGAGCUGCAGUCUCUGGAGACCCAACAGACUUUGAAUUAUAAGCCAAAUACCUUGAUAGGUUCGCUGGAUGUAUGGAAGAUAUUUCUGAAGGAGAAGGUUCCUGAAGGAAAGACCAAGCAGCCUCCUCCACUCAAAAUUCCUGAGAAAACCAUGAGGCUGGUAGUAAAUUAUCUCAAGACACAAAAGGCAGUGGUUCGAGUGAGCCCUGAGGUGCCUCUCCGCAGUAUAAUCCCAGUGAUUUGUGAAAAAUGUGAGGUCAGUCAGGAAUACCUUGUCCUCUUGAGAGAUACCUUCACUGGAGAGGAAUUGGAACUUACAAAGUCAUUGAAUGAACUGGGGAUAAAGGAGCUCUAUGCAUGGGAUAGGAAAAGAGUUCUUCCAUCAAAAGCUCAGUCUGAACCUUCUCUGAACAAUAGAGAAACAAGAUCUUCAACUAGCUGCAACACAACAGAAAAAGAAAAACAAUUUCUGAGAUUUUUCAAGACUAAUAAAAUAAACAUUCAGGCAGAAGAAUACUUGAUGAGGAUGGAUAGGGAUUCUGUCAGUGAAGGUCCUUUAAAAUCCACCACAGAAACUGAGCAAAAUGUUGAUGGAGUUACAACAGCUCCAGAUUCUCCUUCAGUGAAUUCAUGUUCCUCUGUGUUGGGUCCAUCAUUGUCUCUUGGGAACAUCUCAGGAAUUACUGCAAGCACUGAAAUCAAAAAGCGGAGAGCUCCUCCUCCACCAGUACUGAUUCCACAGGUGGAGAGUGAAGAGACAAGCGAACAAGAAAAAACACAGAGUCAGGUGUCCCAAAGCUCAUCACAAAAUGAAUUACAGAAGAAAAAGAGACGUGCUCCUCCCCCACCAACUCCUACCAUACAAAACAGGACAGAAGAAAUGGAAGAAAAGAGGAAAAGCACCGUUGGUAAUGGACGGCAUGUGCCACAAAAGCCUCCUAGAGGCAACACACGUGGUCCACCCCAGUUAGUGAUUCCCCCGCCCCCACCAUACCCUCCUCCUGACAGAGAUACUGUGGAUCCAACUGUAUUGUACAGUGAAGCAGAUGUUACAGAUGCAACCAAGCUGGUACCUAAACGCAAUUUACAGCUUUCACAUGAUGUUUCUAGCAUGGAAAAUGUAGUUCUGGAACUGGCAGAAAUAGAGGAUACUAUCUCUCUUAGCAGCUGCUUUGCCUCAGAGGACACCACAGAAGAUUCAGGUGUUAUAAGUUUCCCCUCUGAUAUUUUAUCACUGGGUUCUCAAAGUGACAGUAUGAAGUCAAGAGACAAGUCCACCCAUGACCAGGAGACCUUGACUGAAAUGAAUUCCAUGUUUGUUGCACAAUCACGUUCUGUAAAGAAUACUUCCUCCAACAGUGAUGAAUCUGGAAACAUUUACCAAAGCAGGGAUGAGGACGGAAUGAUGGAAGCUAAGUUUGAAAAUGCAGAUGUGUUCAUAGCUGCAUUGGACAAAAAUCUAACAGCGAUGGAGAGUAUGCAUGAUGAUUCUGAAAAUGGAUCUGUAUCUAGUGAGAUGAAUGGCGCAUCCCUCCCUCUUUCACAGAAUGCUGAUUCUGCUCAAGAUGUUUCCGUUCCUGUGCCAGUGACAAUAAUAGAUGAAGUUCCUGAAGCUGAUAUUCCAAUGGAUCCUGUUAUCCUAGAGAAGCAGAGUAAUGAAAAUAAUAAUGCUGGAUCUUUCACUAAGGGUAACAUAGAUGGUAGAUCUCCCUGUUUAUCCAAAAGCUUAUUACAACAGCAGUCAACUGAAGAAGAGAUCGGGCACCAAACUGAAGAAAAGCACAUAUGUGCAUUUGAGACACACAUAUCUUCAUGUGAAAAAAGGAACAUGAAGGAUGCAGCCCUGGAAAUCAUCUCAAAAAAUGGCAUCAAUUCUGAAGAAUGCAAAGUGAUGACUUCUAACUUCAGUUCUGUGAAUGAAGGUAAUGGAAAAAAGGAGAAAGUAAAGAAAUUAAAUGAGGAAAAUACCAAGGAGGGGCUUCCAAACAAAAUUAAAACUGAAUUGAAAUUCGGAUAUGCAUCAGCAAAAAGUCCUGAUCAGAAGAAAGAUAGCUCCUCACCAUCUCUAUGGUGUUAUCGUGUUCACAAUGGAGUUACAAACUAUGAGCCUAAAAUAGGCCUCACAACCUUUAAAGUUGUACCUCCCAAACCUCAAGUAAAAUAUUUUGACAGACAGACAUCUGUUUCUACUGGUGCCAUUAAAAUAGAUGAAUUAGGCAACCUGGUGACUCCAAAUGCUGGUGGUAUUAAAAAGAUCACAGUAAAUACAAGUUCAAGUGAAACAGAGGAAACUCUCAUUGGGAGAGCGAAAGCAUACUGGCAAUCAAAAUCUAUGAAAACACAACUGGAGGAGUUUGCAGUAGGUUCUUCUACCAAGUCUGUAGCCAUCACCAAUUUCAAACCUCUCAGUAAAAUAACUGAAACAAAGCAGGAUUGCCUUACACAUCUGAAGGCAGCAACGUCACCGCUAGUUGGUUCUAUUACAGUUGACAGUAAUGUUGGGCCAGGGUGGGGAAAGCCACCUGUUUACAUCAUGCAGUCUUCAGUUAAAACACUAAGUGUUCCAGUGGUCAAGACAGAUAAGAUGGAGCUCCCAUUUCAGAAGCCUCAAAGAACGUCAAGCCAUAAUAUAGCCUCUGCCAUUGCAAAAUACAUUGAUCCACCUGAGUCUAAAACCAACAAAAAAAGGCAUGACAAAGAAGAGAUGAAUGAUGAAAAGGGGGUAAAAACUGAAACAGAACCACUUCCCAAAAGAUGCAUUGUUGUGGCCAAAUACUGCCCAGUAGAAACACAGCCAGCAAAAACAAAAGAAUUUUCCUCUAGUAAUUGCAGCAAAAAUGCAUCAGAUGCUUUACCACUUGGUACUCAUCCCAGGAUAGGAAAUAGCACUGCCAACACCAAAUUGCUGAAUCAGAAUAACCCUACUAAUUGCUUCAGUGAGCCAUUUACCACAGCAUCUUCUAAAGAUAAUGGUUUCACAGGAGAAAAGCCCAGCUGUGGUUCAAUACAAAAUGUAAUUGUUAGAGAUACACCUUCUAUAUUGAAUGAAAGGAAGGAACAGACUGAUCAGGCUAGCUGUCCCUUCUUCCUUAGAUCACCUAAUGCUCACUCUUUUUCUGUCACUUUCAACUGUCGUGUGAAGUCAGCUAAGGAGCAUCCUAUUCACAGUGGAUCAUCAGAGUUAAAUGGAACACCUAUUGUUAAUCUUGUGGUUUCAGAAAAAGAUGGGAAACUUGACAAUGCAUCUAUAAGCAAUAAUGCAGAGUCUAAUAUCAGAGAUGAUGACACUGCCAGUGUUUUUGGGCCAAAGAAGAAGUUCAAACCAAUCAUCCAGAAGCCACUUCCAGAAGACACAUCACUACACAGUGCUUUAAUGGAAGCCAUCCGGAAUGCAGGAGGAAAAGAAAAUCUUCGGAAGAUGUCACGCAGCAUAGUUAAUGGAGCUCAGAAGAAACCAUUAUUCACAGAAUACGAGAAUGAGCGCUCUGCCCUUCUGGCAGCCAUUAGAGGUCAUAGUGGCACUUCAGGGUUGAGAAAGAUCUCCUCAUCUGCUUCUGAAGAGCUGCAGAGUUUCCGAAAAGCAAAGGUAGCCUUGCAAAACAGAGAGGUUUCUACAACAGAACAAGAGGGUUACAAGCUGCCACCUCCACUGCCGCCACCUCUACCUCCUACUCAACUGACAAUGAAAACUCCUAGGUACUUUGCAAGUCAGAUAACAGAUAGUCCAGAUCCAAGGCAGGCACUAAUGGAAGCAAUCCGCUCAGGAACUGGAGCAUUACGUUUAAGAAAGGUCCCUCUGCUUGUUUGAAUGCUGGAUGCUCCAGUCACCUAUUUGUUACGCAAUUUCUCACUCAUUCUUGUUGGUUAGAAUAGACACCCAUGGCAAAAAAAUCAAAGUACUACAUAUUAUCUUUGUUUACAAGCCAAAAUAAGUUGUAUUCUCUGAGUUUCUCUGUAUUUUUUAUUUGGUUCACAGGUUGCUACAUGGCUUCUGGGCCAAGGAUUUGGGAGUUCCUUGCCCCCCCCCAUUUGCCCCCAUAAAUUUCAUAUAUGGGCAAAAUCAAACACUUUUUCUGCGUAUCUGAAGCACAACAUUAUUUUAUUCGUAAGCAGUUUAAAAUGUGUAGGUGUUCUGAACCAUGUAGUUCAUUUGCUUUUAAUUAAAACUUUAAAGGACAGACUGUAGAUCUAUAAAAAUAGGAUGGCGGCAGGGGAAAGAAUAUGACCAAAACUCAGUGGUUUACAUUGCCAUAUGCUGAAGUCACCACUUUUUAUAAUCAAGCAAGUUUUAUUGCCCUAAACGUUCUAGCUAAGGUAGUUAUCACUAGAGAUCUAGAGAAAGGGGAUCCAUUUGAUAGCUUAUUUUAGGGGAGGGGAUAUAAAGUACAUGUAUGUUACUGCAAAUAUGUUGAACCCACAAGAAGUGAUAGUUUGAAUACUUAGGGCACAGUCUAGCACAAACUUUAACUGCUCCUGUAAGCAAGCAAAGCAUAUUAGUGAUCUUGCACAGUUCCCACUCAUUUCAUUGGGGCUUGUAUAAGAACUUUCCAGUGGAGGUGCAUAUAAAAUGCUGUUUAUAUUACUUCCUAGGGACUGCUGGUUUUAAUUUAUUUCCAAAACUGCUGCUAGUGGGUCAGGAUGCCAGACCCUUUCAGUGGGCUUGUACUCAUCCCACAUACGAAGAUUACAUUCUCAUCCAUCAAGCCCUCAACAUUUUUAAAUAACUUAAGUAAUAUAGCAAGCCUACCUCCUGUCAAAUCACCAGCCCCCCACCACUUUUUAGUUUGCAAGAUGACAUCACUGUCCUGGAAGUUCUUGUCCCUGAUGACAUUACUGGAUGUCCUGGCCUGGAAGCCGCUUCCUGGAUAUCUCAACCCAGAAAUAGAAGCUAUGUGACCUAUGAGCCCAUGAUGCCCAGUGGAUCAAUUGGGUGAGGUUUUAGUCGUCUAAAUAAAAAUAGGGUGCCUAACUACAUACCUCACAGGUGACAUGGAUUAAGCCUAAAAGGACACCUCUGAACCUGAACAUGUUCCCUAGCUUGCAGUGUUUCAUGUAAACUAAAUUGCUUUGUUGCUGCAAAUUUGCAUUGGCAUUGUAGUCAGUGUUAAAAGUCAGAGCAUUUAUGUGAAAAUAAAAUACAGAACAAAAUACAGAUUGGGCUAAAUCUGCAUUCCUGCCCAAAGUCCUCUGUUGUGCUGUUCUGCCAAGUCUGCCUUGUAGCAGGUCCUGUAGAGUUUAACAAUCAUUCUACAGGUACAAAUUUAAAUGUGGCUUUUGUAGAUACUUAGGCUUGCAACGUUCCUCCUUUUCAGGGAAUGAACAUAAAUGACACAUCUAGGAGUCCAAACCAAAAUACCCAGGGCUUAAUCAUGCCUGUAGACAUUUUAUUUAAACUUGUCCAGUCACAAAAAAAAAAAAUUAAAAUACCCAGGUCUGCAAAGUUCCCUGCCUUUAAUCCCUACUCUCUGGCUUGAAAAACAAAAUCAAGCUUGACAGAAACCCCUCAUUUUAAACCUAAGGCCUACACAAGGCUUUGUAGAAUUUAAAUAAAGGUCUCCAGACACCCCUACUAAAAACAAAAGUCCCUCUCUUUAAGCUUUUAAAAUUGCCUACAUGAAAGAGGCAUAAGAAAAAAUGUAAUACUUUUAAACUAAGCUGAAAGGGAUAAAGCACACAAUACUUUUACAGUCUAUGAGACAAAACAAGUUACAAGAGGCAAGAACAACUCAAUCCUUUGCAUCUCUAUUUUAAAAGCCUCAUUUUGCUCGAUAGUAUAGCAAGCAUGCUUGGUAUGAUAGCUUAAUUUGAAAAGUAACCAGAGUAGAGAUUUGAAACUUUUUAAAAAACACAAAAACAAUUAUCAGAACAACUUACGUGAAGAAAUUCUGUUAAUCUCUGCUAUUCUAUGGACUUUUUUAUAAUAAAAUUUUUAAAAGUUUUUUAAAAUCAUAAAAGUGGUAGGAUAUGAGAGAGAAAAGACAGAGAGACCAAGUAUACUGGUUGGAGAACUUGAGACCUUAUGUUCAGAGGGCAGUCUUUUCUCCUGGGGAAAGAUUUUCUCUCAGUUAUGUUGGUCCACUGCACCUACCCAACUGGAAUAAUGUAUAUUCUUUGUAAUGUCUUCAGGCACUGCAAACAUUUAUUGGUACAAAAGCUUCAGCUGUCAGGAAUCAGACAUGGGGUACAUUUGAUGGCCAGAUUCUCAAAAUCACCAUCAUGCAGCACUUUGUUUGUUUAUAAGUAAGCUACCAUCUGUAGUUUUCAUGCGCUCAUCAUUUAAGAGCACGGCUUUCAAAUCACAAUUGCAUUCUGUAUCAGAUCAGAGUUCACUAGGAUUUGCCUAGAUGCGAUUUUAGGAUAUGGAUCUUGUCCAGCCGUAAACACAGCUACAGGUAUGCUUCAUGUUGAAACAGAGCUCUUUCCCCUUAAAUUCAGAGGCUGUCCUUGAUCGGGUCUCAUUUUUCAUACCUCCUAGGUGUUAUCUGCCUUCUCUCUUCUGUUCUGGAAUGGAUGUUCAAAGUUGCUGGGGGACAGGAAAAAAUUGUUCCUUCAAUUAUGUUCUUGAUGCCUCCAUGUUCAAUCCUCAGAAUGUGUUUGGGCAUGCACCAUGGACCCCUGUACCAAGCCUGGUUGUACUGUUUCCUGACUGACUAGGGCUUCAAAAGCUCACCCUGUUGGUCUGCUGUGGGGUGACAUAUCUGCAGGGAGGACACAUUUCUCAUUUGGCCAAUCCAGGGUUCAUUUCUGCUCACCCCAUUUUUACUUCGGGGUCUAAAAUCUCUUCUGACUGGUUCACUGUGAGAUCAUGUGUUUGUAGAAGGGUCACUUUUCUCUAUAGGACCAAUCCAGAGAGAGGGGUCAGAAUGGAACUGUUUGGGGUUCACUUCUAGCACUCUAUUUUGACUUAGAGGCUUCAAAUAUUUUCUGAUUCAUCCACGGGGGAUCAUGUGCUCAUAGAGGGGCCUCAUGUCUCUGUAGGGCCAAUCUGGAACCGUAUUUUGGCUUAGAGGACUAAAACCUCACCCAAUUGGUUCACUGGCAUUCAUGUGCUCAUGGGGGGGGGGUCACCUAACAUCCAUUUCCAGGUCAAGACAUCCGAGGUGAGGCUUCCAGGGCUGGACAUCCAUUGAUAUCAAUCAAACUAAAAAGUAUUCUACUGGCAUAUUUUUUAAAAAUGAAGCUACUUCUGUAGAUGAUUUACAUACUUUGAAAAUAUUUUGUUAAAAGAAAAUUAGCAUAAAUAAUUAUGAAAGUCUUGGUUUUUCACAUUUAUUGUAUGUUAUUUAAGAGCUUUUAAAAUGCACCUUAAUACAUGUACCUGGGUUUAAUAAUAAUUACAGCACUGGAUAAAAUUCAAAAUGAUUUUUAAAGGUACUGUGUAAUAUUGCUAACAUUUUCAAGUGUGCUAUUGGUGAUCUGCAAUCCUUCCAUUGUAUAUUAUAUACUGUAAAUUACAAAUUGAAUUUAGUGCCACAAAUAAAAUAAAAGCAAGUUUUACAUGUCAUCUUUGUCUCAGUGUACGAAUCAGGUGGGCAAGGGAUGAUAGUUUCUUUUGGUGGUAUCAAAGAAGCAGUGUUGCAUGUGGUGUGCCAGUGCAUCCCACUGUCAUACCUGAUAAGAAAAAUUCGUAACUUUCUGUAAUGCUGCAAAAGCCUGUUUGACAGGGGUGACAGCAGAAUAAAAAAAAAAGUGUGAUGGACUUUAUUGUAUAUUUGUUUCUCUCUUUCUUUUGCAGAUUAAAUUGAUUUGAGAUUUCAGCCUGUUUUGUGAUAUUUUUGGUGUUAUUUAUUGAUACUGUUGUAGUUUUAUUAUUAUUAUUUUCUGAAUUGUUUUUAU
Rhineura floridana is the source of this 9099-nucleotide messenger RNA. It is a transcript of the gene COBL, whose product is annotated as cordon-bleu WH2 repeat protein. Gene Ontology annotation, molecular function: actin monomer binding. Bases 923 to 5071 code for a protein of 1382 amino acids. The record is from RefSeq and is a predicted model, not a curated record. Gene Ontology annotation, biological process: actin filament network formation; actin filament polymerization. The transcript has 20 exons. NCBI's taxonomy places the organism in Eukaryota, Metazoa, Chordata, Lepidosauria, Squamata, Rhineuridae. Gene Ontology annotation, cellular component: ruffle; perinuclear region of cytoplasm; dendritic growth cone.